Molecule: messenger RNA, 6519 nt
Organism: Pteropus alecto (black flying fox)
Lineage: Eukaryota; Metazoa; Chordata; Mammalia; Chiroptera; Pteropodidae
Gene: AP4E1
Product: adaptor related protein complex 4 subunit epsilon 1
Exons: 21
Coding region: 105-3647 (1180 amino acids)
Biological process (GO): receptor-mediated endocytosis; intracellular protein transport
Cellular component (GO): AP-4 adaptor complex; membrane coat
Molecular function (GO): cargo adaptor activity
Source: RefSeq, a predicted model, not a curated record
UUCAAACAAACAGGAAGUGCCUACGGAGGCCGGGCAGGCGGCGGGGCAGGGGCCGGGCAUGAAGCCGGGCGGUGACCGGAGCGCGGACGGCGGCGGUGGCGGCGAUGAGCGACAUAGUGGAGAAGACGCUGACGGCCCUGCCGGGACUCUUCCUGCAGAACCAGGGGCUUGGUGGGCCCGCGGCCGGCAAGGCGUCUUUCUCUUCACGACUGGGCGGCCUCGUCCGCGGCAUCACCGCGCUCACCUCCAAGCACGUAGGUGCCGGCCCGGCGGGGAGGUCAGGGACGCCCAGGGGACGUCCCCGCGCUUGGAGGCCCUGGUCCGGCGGCGAGCCGACAGGGCGCGCCCUCCCGCAGGGCUCAGGGACUGCGAUUGUGUCCGUCCGUCUUUGCUUCUGUCUGGAAGCGUCACUUUCUUACCCGGAAUCAACUGUUUCUGCUCCUACAACAACUCUGAAAAUGAUGAAGGAAUGUAUGGUGAGACUUAUAUAUUGUGAAAUGCUUGGAUAUGAUGCUUCCUUUGGCUACAUACAUGCAAUCAAGUUGGCACAACAAGGAAACCUUUUAGAAAAAAGAGUAGGUUAUUUGGCAGUUUCUUUAUUUCUACAUGAAAGUCAUGAACUGUUGCUUCUCCUUGUGAAUACGGUCGUAAAGGACUUGCAGAGCACUAACCUGGUAGAAGUAUGUAUGGCACUUACUGUCGUCAGCCAGAUUUUCCCUCGAGAAAUGAUUCCAGCUGUUCUUCCAUUAAUAGAAGAUAAACUUCAACAUUCUAAGGAGAUUAUACGAAGAAAAGCUGUUUUAGCAUUAUACAAAUUCCAUCUCAUUGCUCCUAAUCAAGUACAGCAUAUUCAUAUAAAGUUUCAGAAAGCACUUUGUGACAGAGAUGUUGGGGUCAUGGCUGCUUCCUUGCACAUAUACCUUAAGAUGAUUAAGGAGAAUUCAUCUGGAUAUAAAGACUUGACUGGGAGUUUUGUAACAAUUUUGAAGCAAGUAGUUGGAGGAAAGCUCCCAGUAGAUUUCAAUUACCACAGUGUGCCAGCACCAUGGUUACAAAUUCAGCUCUUGAGAAUACUAGGACUUCUAGGAAAAGAUGAUCAAAGGACAAGUGAAUUAAUGUAUGAUGUUCUUGAUGAAUCCUUACGAAGAGCCGAGUUAAAUCACAAUGUCACAUAUGCUAUUUUGUUUGAAUGUGUGCAUACAGUCUAUUCUAUUUAUCCUAAAUCAGAAUUACUUGAGAAGGCUGCCAAGUGCAUUGGGAAAUUUGUUCUAUCACCUAAAAUAAAUCUCAAAUAUUUAGGACUGAAAGCUCUUACCUAUGUUAUCCAACAGGAUCCUACUCUGGCUCUUCAACACCAGAUGACAAUAAUUGAAUGCUUAGACCAUCCUGAUCCCAUUAUUAAGAGAGAGACUCUGGAACUUCUUUACAGAAUUACUAAUGCACAGAAUGUAACAGUGAUUGUCCAGAAAAUGCUUGAAUAUUUACAUCAGAGCAAAGAAGAGUAUAUUAUCAUCAAUUUGGUUGGCAAAAUUGCUGAGCUGGCAGAGAAAUAUGCUCCUGAUAAUGCGUGGUUUAUUCAGACAAUGAAUGCUGUCUUUUCAGUGGGAGGAGAUGUAAUGCAUCCUGAUAUUCCCAAUAACUUCCUGAGACUGCUAGCAGAAGGUUUUGAUGAUGAAACAGAAGAUCAACAAUUAAGACUUUAUGCAGUUCAGUCUUACCUCACGUUACUAGAUGUGGAAAAUGUGUUCUAUCCACAGAGAUUUCUUCAAGUUAUGAGUUGGGUGUUAGGGGAGUAUUCCUACCUCUUAGAUAAGGAAACACCAGAAGAAGUUAUAACCAAGCUCUACAAGUUACUUAUGAACGACACCACUUCUUCAGAAACAAAAGCCUGGUUAAUUGCUGCUGUGACCAAGUUAACCCCCCAAGCACACUCUUCUAGCAUUGUUGAGAGUUUAAUCCAGGAAUUUACCGUGUCUUUGGAUACUUGUAUGAGACAGCAUGCAUUUGAAUUAAAACAUUUGCAUGAGAAUGUGGAAUUUAUGAAGAGCUUGCUUCCAGUUAAUAAGAGUUGUGAAGACAUGGUGGUAGAUGCCUCCUUAUCUUUUCUGGAUGGUUACGUGGCCGAAGAACUCAGUCAGGGGGCAGCACCUUACAAACCUCACCACCAAAGGCAGGAAGAAAAACUUUCUCAGGAAAAAGUUCUCAAUUUUGAACCGUAUGGACUCUCCUUUUCUUCAUCUGGCUUCACUGGACGACAGUCUCCUGCUGGCAUUUCUCUUGGUUCAGAUAUAUCUGGGAAUAGUGCAGAGACAGGGCUGAAAGAGACAAAUAGCUUGAAGCUGGAAGGUAUAAAGAAAUUGUGGGGGAAAGAGGGCUAUCUUCCCAAGAAGGAAAGCAAAACUGGUGAUGAAACUGAAGCUCCGCCUGUUUCUCAAGAGAGUAUAAUGUUGGAGAAUGUAGAUCAAACCACAGCCAAAAAAGAUCAAUCUCAAGUCCUCACCCAAUCUAAAGAGGAGAAAGAAAAGCAGCUGCUGGCAUCAUCAUUAUUUGUGGGGCUAGGAUCAGAAAGUACAAUCAAUUUGCUGGGAAAAGCAGAUAACGUCUCUCACAAGUUCAAAAGAAAAUCAAAAGUCAAGGAAACCAAAACUGAAGAAACAACCAGUGCUUAUAAUACGACCUGUCCUUCCUUUAGUUCUUUAUCAAGUGUGACUUAUGAAGAUUAUUAUUUGGAUAAUUUGCAGGAUAGAGGAGACAAAGAAUUAAAUAAAUUUACUCUCAGUUCAGAACUUUUGGAUUCUGAAUCACUCACUGAACUGCCCUUAGUUGAGAAACUUUCAAAUUGCAGGCUAUCUAAACCUUCAUUGUUUGCGGAUAACAACAUGGAAGUUUUUCACCCUCCUCAAUUCACUGCAGCCUCAGUUGGCAAUGAAAUCUCUUUAGAUUCCUGUUUGUUGGAAGAAACUGCUGAACACAUGCAUUCAGAUCCUAUAGAUGUCUGUAAUGAUGAAAACAUGUCGGUGUCUUCUUACAAAAUUUGGAAAGAUGAUUGUUUAUUGAUGGUCUGGUCAGUUUCUAAUAAGGGUAGUUCAGAAUUGAAAAGUGCUAACUUAGAAAUUGCUCCUGCAGAAAAUUUCAAGAUCACCGAGCAACCUGGAUGCUGCUUGCCUGUAAUAGAAACAGAGAACACCAAAAUCUUUCAAUAUAGUGUGCAGAUAGAAAAACCGUUUACAGAAGGGAAUCUUUCUGGUUUUAUAAAUUAUCAAAUGAUGGACACUCAUGCUGUUCAGCUUGAAUUUUCAGUAAACUUAUCACUAUUAGAUUUCAUUAGGCCAUUAAAAAUCUCAACUGAAGACUUCGGCAAACUCUGGUUAUCCUUUGCUAAUGAUGUGAAGCAAAAUGUAAAAAUAUCAGACUCUCAAGCUGCUCUGCCUUCUGCCCUAAAGACCCUGCAACAGAAACUGAGACUUCAUGUUGUUGACAUCAUAGGCAAAGAAGGGCUGUUGGCCUGUCAGCUGCUCCCAUCCAUCCCUUGCUUACUGCAUUUCCGAGUUCAUGGUGAUGUAUUAGCCCUAUGGUUCAGAUCCUCCUGUCCUACUCUUCCUGACUAUUUAUUGUAUCAGUGUCAAAAGGUGAUGGAGGGAUCCUAGCGGAAGCUCUGUUUAUAUUUUACUCCAUCAAAAUAAAUGGUUUACAUAGAUAACCUAUUUACCAAAGUAAAAAGAACUCAUGGUACUUAUAAUGAAAAUGGGGAUUAUUACAAGUUUUGGUUUUAUGUGUGUUCUUUAUGAUUCCUGAUCAAGAAAGAUCCCCAAGAAACUGUAUCCCUAACCACUUACUCAGGAUUGUACAGUAUGUUUGGGUCCCAUGGAGUGACCUAAGCUAAUGUUAUAAACUGCUCAUGAUUUAUAUAUCACUUAGUGUAGAGGGACUGAAAAUAUUUAUUUUGUUAUAAGUAAUUUUAUAGCCGAUUUACUCUAGUGCUAGCUGAUUUGUAGUAAAGCCAAGUCUGAGUUCUCUGCAUUAAUGGAGAAGAGACAUGGAAUUAAUAAUUCCAAACCUAAUUCAUAUUUGGCUUUGGAAUGCAGCAUAUGCUUUUUGGUAGACAAGUCAUUACUUUCCAUUAUGUUCUGCUUUAAUCAGUGUUGAACUAAGUUGGCACAGCACACACUAAGUUCAAGAGAUCCAUGAGCAUGCUAGACAUUGGGAGAUCCAAUUUAUGAGAUAGUUUCUAUUAUAAAUAACUUGAUAUACAUAAUUGCAGAUAAUUUGGCUACAAAAUUUGUCUGUUUUCCACUUGCAUCUAUUUUUAAAAUUAAAAGUGAAUCAUUGUAUUCUUAUGUUAAAAACUCAGAGCCAUUUACAAAAUAUCAUAUAGAAAUAAAACCCACAAGAGCACACAGAUAUAAAAGGACUUUUUAGUUAUGGCAGAUAACUUAGUUACCACUUUGGUUCUUUUGGCAAGUUAAAAUUUGUGCUUAGGGUAUAAAUGGCAAACCAUUUUUCCUGGCCUUUGAAUCCACUACAACUCACUGGAUGCAACCGAAAUGGUGACUUAGUAUAUCCAUUCAGGUUCUUCAGUAAAUAUAUUAUUUUCAUGUUAUAGUUGUGCCUAUAUGGCCUCUGUUAGAACUAUUAUCAGCCUAACAUGAAUGAUCUACCAGAAUUUGAGAUUGUACAGUAAUGUUUUUAGUAUAUGUGCUGCCAAAGCGAGCAUGAUAUGUUAAUGUUAAAAACUGAAAUUGUAUUUUAUAAAACCUUACGGUGCUGUGGAAUUAUUUAUUAUUUCACUUUUUCUGAUACUUCACCGUGGAGACUAUUCAGGUAAUGUAGUUUUAAGUCAUUGCAAUUAAUACUCUGGUUAAUUGGUAGUGUUUAUCACCUAGGUGUGGAAUUCUGGUUUUAGGUUAUCUCAGUAAUCAUAGCUGAUCUGAAAGAUGCUAAGGAGAUUCCCCAGAGCCAAUAGAUUUCAUUAGUCAUUUAUGUUUAGUAUAAUCUUCCCUAAAAACAAUAUUUUUAAAAAUUAAUUUUUAAGUUACUCUUUUAAAAAAAUGUAAUGCCUUAUUCAUCUCAUGCUUUUAAAAACACAGUAAAAUCUUGAUAUAAGAGCAAUGAAAAGUGACUAGAACUUCCUGUGUAGGUUUCUCUUUUUAAAUAGAAGAUGAGAGUCAUCCUCAAGCUCCCAGCAGUGUCACAGUGAAGGGAAUGUGCUGUCUCUGUGGGUGUUGUGGAUGCUGGUGGCUAAACUCAUCAGCUUCCUUUUUAAUCCUACCUCUUUCAGCAGCACCCCCACCUGAUUCUGCUGUUACUCCGACAAAGAGAUGGGAAGCGCCCUCUCACUUUGCCAGAGGAAUGCAGUGUGUAGCAAAGGAGGUGCUCCCAAUAUUUCGUGUCCUUACUUCCAUGCGUUUACAUGGUUACUGAGGCUGGGUUGAGUGUGGAGCACUGGUAAGGUACCCAGCAAGCAGAUGGACAGCUAUCUGAGAGAGAUUAUAAGAGCCUACUGCUUUGUUAUAGGGAUGUUCAUUAGUGAUAGUAGCAUCUGUCAUGAGAGACAUGCUUGACCUAUAGAUAUGUCUAAUGGUGGGAGAUGUGUAUUGGUAGGUUAGGGCUGGGAGCAGGAUUUUUGGGUCUGCCAAAGGGAACAUGGCAACACUUUUGUUCUUUCUGAACCCGCUAAAUAAAAAAUAGAGUAACAGGUUUCUACUGAAAUGUUUAGUAGAAUGUUUACAAUUUUUAUAUUUUUAUGGUUUUAAAAACAACAGUAGUUAAGUUCCAUAUCAGACAUCACCAACUUUUUUUGUAUUGUGUGAGACAUGACUAUAAAAUAGGAAGAAUGGUUACUAUUUGUAGAUCAUCUCCUUACCUUAUAGUCAAAAUUUAGUGAAGUGAAGGGGCAACAUAUAGAAUAAAAGCUAUGGGGGUGGGGUUACUCCGCUGUGUGAAUUCUGUGCCAGGCAUCUUUGCUGAGAAUGCAGGAGACAGAAAGUGUGAAUCUGGGAGAGUAAAGGGAAGACAGGCAGCCUAAAGAGCAAGUGAGGGAAGAAAGAUCAGACUCCCAUCAGAGCAGCUAGAUCAGACUCAGAGGAAAGUAGCCCUGAGUAAGGGUCCUUCUAAAAAAACUCAGAUGGAAGCUGAGCAGUUUCUAAUUGCUUAUGUGCCAAGCAUGACAACCACAGCAUAUGCUCUGCAGAGGAGCAUUAUUUUAAACAAAAUUCUAUUAGCUACCAAAACAGUUGUGGUAAAAAUGCAGUAUUUUAUUUUUUCUUUAUUUUAUGUUGAUAAUAUUUUAAAAUAUUGAGCUAUUUUUCUUAAUUUUUAUGGAUAAAUGUGAUCUUUGUCUCAUGAUUGUGAGCCUUUAAAGUGCACUGUACCUAUUCACAUGUCUUUACGGUAUUUUUGGAGGGAAAAAUGCAAGUGACCAACAACUUAACAGGCAUUAAUUACCAUUUUGGAGUUGAAUUCUGUAAUUUUAAAAAAUUCAGUUAAACAUGUAAUAAAUACAAAGUGAUCUAUACUGUU